Boleophthalmus pectinirostris (great blue-spotted mudskipper) is the source of this 3649-nucleotide messenger RNA. RefSeq names its product platelet and endothelial cell adhesion molecule 1b (gene pecam1b). Lineage: Eukaryota; Metazoa; Chordata; Actinopteri; Gobiiformes; Gobiidae. The record is from RefSeq and is a predicted model, not a curated record. Bases 99 to 2183 code for a protein of 694 amino acids. Gene Ontology annotation, molecular function: transmembrane signaling receptor activity. The transcript has 12 exons. Gene Ontology annotation, biological process: cell surface receptor signaling pathway.
GCCCACUGCACCCAAAUCUACCACCCAAACAUCCCACGAGCCUGCCAUAGCAGUGCGCCUUCAGGACCGGACUGAAGCUGGGAUUUUCAUCUGUCAGGAUGGGCCUUUUGUUGCUGCUCACCUCCAUGCUCCUGUCCAGCGAUGUGUGGUCCUUGAGAGGGGUGGACGCUCAGAGCUUGUUCGCCAUCCGCUCCAUCUCUCUGUCUCUGGAGCCUGGUGAGGACGUGACCCGGGACACUAACGUCACAGUGCGGUGCACCGCGGUGGUGAGCACUUCAGGACUCCAGCCUCUGAGCAGAGAGUACAACAUCUCCAAAGAUGGCACCACAAUUUACUCCAAAACCACCAGCAGUGAAGAGGACUUACUGUACCCCCUGCCCCAUGUCCGAGUGUCCCACACGGGCAAAUACAUGUGCAAGAUCAGCAUCGAGGGCAAGAGCCAGAAGAGUGAGGUGCGCAGGCUCAGAGUCACUGGUCUGUCCCCUCCAGUCCUCCAAGUUGAAAAGACCAUGCUGAGUGAAGGAGAGGAGCUUAAGGCCAGCUGCACUGCUCCUGGAGAAACUGGCGUUAUUAUGUUUUACUUUUACGAAGAUGGUAAAGAGAAGCAGGAAGAACGUGUAAAAACAGACCAUGUGGAGGUGGCGUUCCCCCUCAGUGGCCCUGGACACCACACCAUAGAAUGCUCCUACAGGGUCCUCCUCACCCCCGACUCCAUCCUGUCAGAGAAGAGCCACUCUGUGCGUAUCUCAGUCAGAGAGCUACCCUUCGUACCAGUCCUGGACAUCUUCCCUCAGUACGAAGUGUAUGAGGGGGACCAGCUGAGCAUAUCCUGUGGAGUUCAAGACACUUAUCAUCAUUUUACCUCAGUGAGUGUGUAUCUGAGCCAGGGCACUAACCUGCUGCAGCAUGGACAGACAAAAGUAAACCACACCAUGAAGGUUUUGGCCAGAGAUGCAGCAGAGUUUGAGUGUCGCUUAGCCGCUGGAAAGGUGGAGAAAGCCGUGACCAAGGCUGUCCCUGUCACUGAGCUGUUUUCAGUGCCCACACUGACCAUGACUCCAGUGGAGGUUUUUCAAAAAGAACUCAUGAAACUCAUUUGUAAAAGUGAUGAGGUUGCGUCUAAGCGAUUGUCCAGUGAAGACCUGACUUACUCCAUUGACCCUCAUCAGAUGCACCUGGUGGAGAAGGACAGAGGGGUGUUUUCUGGAAAAGCUUUAGCCGUGGAGUUCAAUUACAGCUGUAGGGCCAGGGCCAAGAACAUUGAGAAGCAGAGCAGGAUUCUCACUGUUCGCCCAAAAGUGGCGGUGUCUGUCCCGAAGAUCUCCGUUGUGGAUAGGGCUAUUAUUGGUAAACCCUUUAAGAUUCGCUGUAAGUCUGAUAAUGGCAGCCUGCCCAUAAACUACACCCUGAUGUUCAAGUACGAGGUUGUUGCCAUGGUGACAGUGAAGGUCCCGUCUGAGGAGGCUCUGUUCAAUGUGACAGUGUACAAAUCCGAAGACAUCAACAAGUUCAUAUGUGAGGCAACCAAUCGCCGCUCAGGUUUGGGUCCGCUCAGUGGCAACCUGGAUGCUACUGUCAUAGAGCCUCUGUCUCUGCCACUGUUGACAGUCAUCCCUCCCCCGCCUGAGAUAACAGAGGGCUCAAACCUCAUCUUCAUCUGCAGCAUCAGAGGCACGCCCCCGGUUACCUUUAAAGUCUAUCGCUCUGGUUACGACCUGCCGCUGUUUACCAAAACUUCUGCCGAAAACAACACUAGCUUUGAGAUCCACGGUCUGGUCAAGGAUCACAGUGGGACAUACUACUUUGAGGCCCUCAACCAUGCCAACAACAUUGUCAGAAGUAACUCAAUCAAAAUAGAGGUGCGCUUGGCAAUGUGGAAGAAGUUAGUGAUCGGGAGCUUCUGUCUGCUGGCCCUGUGUGUCCUGGUGGUGGUCUGCGUUCUCUGCUAUAAAACUCAAAGAGGUAAAAAGAAAGGAGCCUCUGAACUGUCAGUAAAGCCUGCAUACCCUAAAUCAGAUGAGACUUUAACAAUGAAUCUAACCCAUGAAACUCCGGUUUAUGACACGCCCACAGACGCAGUGCCAGGCUAUGAAGGCAUAGAGGGGAGAGUGACCAAUGGGACGAGAGCUAGCGUGGCGUCGCUACCUCCUAACACGAGCUACAGUGUGUCUGCUGCAGUUUAACUCACAAAAAGAUGGAUCUGAACUUUAUUUUGUAAAUGACUGAGAACUAAAUGGGAAGGAUCAUAGCAACUGGACUCUACUUGGCUUUUGGACUCUGUCAGAAGAGGCAUGCUGUAAACCAAAAAGACCUGUUGUUCCCUCUCCCCUCCACAGGCUUCUUUUGUACAUAACUAUUUAAACCCUUUGUCCUGUAUUUCUGACUGUUCUGUUUUCUGUGCUCCAUGUUCUGUUCACAUUUUUGAUAUUACUUGCCAGAAAAUGUACUAUGCUUUUCUGGGGACCAUUCAGUCUCUGUUGUAUUAUAAUUCAUACACUAUUUAUUUUUUAUUUGUGUUACUUCUCUGAGAGUUCGCACUUACUUCACUGUCACUGGUUAAAUCCAUGUGUCAAUCACUAAAGGUAUGCCCGCGGGUGACAAAUAGAAGGUAGAUAAUAUUUGUGUCUAAGAAUGGAACUACAUAAAGCACUUAUACACAAUGUUAGAAUAUCAAGUAGGCCUGUCACGAUAUAUCAUGACUAUAGCUUUAAUUACCUUAUCGUUCAGUUUAUAAAAAGUUGGAGCAAUAUAUUUUGGGACUCAGUAUCUAUUGUAUGUACAAUUUCUUUGUAAAAGUGGGCAGAUUUGUGCUAUUUUAGUGGUAAUACAAUAGAUUAGAUACAAAAGAUCUGAGCUGUAGAAGGUUGAAUAAGUGACUUGUAUGGCUAAUUAUUGGUUGAUUCUGUUAUUUAUCUGUUGCAGCUCAGGCCUUUUAAUGAUACCGUAUAUUUAAAAAUGAUUUGCUGGGAUUAUCUUGCCAAUGUGUCAGUGGCAUAAAUAUGCAAUAUCUCUCUGUAGCAAUAUAUAAUUUGUUAUCAUGACAGGCCUAAUAUCAAUACAAUACUACAAUACUCAAGUAUGUCGGUAUGUUUUCCAGUAUGGAUGUAAUUAAGUGAAUUUUAUCAUGUAAAAGCAGUUAAAGGCACACUAUGUAAUUAUUCUGUCAAGCACCUAUUUGUCACCAUAGAGAUGUUAUUGCUUUGCCUUGAAUGUUUCACAGUAAACCUAUCUAGCUCCACACAGAUAACCAGGCCUAGUUACUUCUGUGGAGUGUUUAAUUCCAUAUUGUGGAAUAUUCCAGGCAAAUGGAGACAAGCAGGUGGUAGACUCCCCACCAGACAUGUUACAGAGUGCACCUUUAAUUCACAUGUGUAGUUAUUUAAAUACAGUACAGUAUUGGUUGUUUAUUUAUUUUUCGAUUUCAGGGUCCAUAGUGGCUGGGUGGUAUGCAGAACAAACACUUUCAUUUUGCACAAUUAUGCCUUGUUAGUUCUGAUCAAGCCUUAAUCUGAUUUCCACAAACAGUCUGGCUCAGUUAUAAUCAUUGUUAAAAUAUUGCUGUAUAGUUCUUUUUACAAGAAAUGUUUGUAUAUAUUUUGCUUGAUUCCACUGGCAAAAGAGGCACUUAGAAUAAAGAUUUUAGUUUUUA